AUGCUCACAGAGACUUGCCCUCAGAACUGGACUCCUUAUGGUACCCGCUGUUUCAAGUUUGUCUCCACAGCAAGAUCUUGGUCCAAAUCUGAGAGUCACUGUGUGGCGAUGGGAGGGAACCUGGCUUCGGUGCACAGCAUAGCUGAGUACCAUUUCAUCCAGGAACUGCUCCGCAAACGCACUCAAGGCACUCCUGGUACUUGGAUCGGAGGAAAUGAUGCUGCUCAGGAGGGUCUGUGGAUUUGGAGUGAUGGGUCCAAGUUUAACUACACUAAAUGGUAUCGUGGUGAGCCAAAUAAUUAUGAUGGAAAAGAGCAUUGUAUCGUUAUGAAUUGGGCAGGUGUGUUCAAGAAGACCACGAAAUGA
Messenger RNA from Clupea harengus (Atlantic herring), 366 nucleotides. RefSeq names its product ladderlectin-like. The transcript is spliced from 4 exons. Bases 1 to 366 code for a protein of 121 amino acids. The record is from RefSeq and is a predicted model, not a curated record. Lineage: Eukaryota; Metazoa; Chordata; Actinopteri; Clupeiformes; Clupeidae.